Molecule: messenger RNA, 5951 nt
Organism: Dermacentor albipictus
Lineage: Eukaryota; Metazoa; Arthropoda; Arachnida; Ixodida; Ixodidae
Gene: ABCB7
Product: ATP binding cassette subfamily B member 7
Biological process (GO): intracellular iron ion homeostasis; transmembrane transport
Cellular component (GO): mitochondrial inner membrane
Molecular function (GO): ABC-type transporter activity; ATP hydrolysis activity; ATP binding
Source: RefSeq, a predicted model, not a curated record
UGCGGUCGACAGGUGGCUGCUGCCAGCAUGGCGGCGUUGGUAGUGGUCAGUCGGUGCAACUCUGCCGGUAGUUUAACGAUUAAUUCGCUCUUACGGCCCCGGGGCACUAAUUCUAUUAACGUAUGGCGUAGGUAUCUAAACGUUUCAUCAAACAAGCUUUCAUACCCACCAGCGGUACGGUUGAUUUGUCCCAAAAAGCUGUUUCCAAGUCGUCAUCAUGAUAACCCUCUGCUGAAACAAUUGCCGCACAUUAAGCUUCUUCAGAGAAACGUGCAACUAGGCAAGCCGAGGAAAUGCUUCCACCCCGGAGCUUCGACGCUAUUGCCCGCUCAGAUCGGCGUCUCUUUAGAAACUGUCAGCAACUGGUCCAUCAUCAAACAGAUGUUUGUUUACCUCUGGCCAAAGGACAAGCCGGAGAUCCGAAAACGAGUCAUCGUAGCCUUGGGUAUAUUAAUCUUGGCUAAGGUGAUCAAUAUCGAAGUGCCAUUUAUCUUCAAAGCUGCUAUUGAUUACCUCAAUGAACAAACGGGGAGUCAUCUUUCUCUUGAAGAUGCAUCAAGCACUCUAACAUCAGCAGCUUUUGCACUUCUUGUUGGCUAUGGUCUGGCAAGGGCUGGUGCAUCAGGAUUCAAUGAGCUCAGAAAUGCUGUGUUCGCCAAAGUGGCCCAUCAUUCAAUACGAGAGGUAGCUCGACGACUCUUCAUGCAUCUCCACCAAAUGGACCUGAACUUCCACCUGUCUCGGCAGACAGGCGCCCUCUCCAAAGCCAUCGACCGUGGGACGAGAGGCAUCAACUUUGUCCUUUCUGCAUUGUUGUUCAACAUUGUGCCAACCAUCUUCGAAGUGACACUCGUUAGCUCUGUAUUGUAUUACAAGUGCGGAGGGAAGUUUGCUGCUGUGACGCUGGGAUGCAUUGGGACAUACAGCAUCUUCACGUUCGCCAUAACCCACUGGAGGACAAGGUUCCGCAUAGAAAUGAACAAAGCUGAGAACGAAGCUGGAGCACAGUCGAUCGACUCACUCAUAAACUAUGAGACAGUGAAGUACUUCAACAACGAGAAAUUCGAGGUAGAAAACUAUGACCGAUUGCUGGCCCAGUACCAGGAGGCCUCUCUGAAGACAACAACCAGCUUAGCACUUCUGAACUUUGGCCAGAAUGCCAUUUUCAGUGCCUCAUUGUCAGCAAUCAUGGUGUUAGCAAGUCAGAACAUCCUGAACGGCACUAUGACAGUAGGUGAUCUGGUGAUGGUUAAUGGGCUGCUGUUCCAGUUGUCGCUGCCACUUAACUUUCUUGGUUCAGUCUAUCGGGAAGUGAAGCAGUCAUUGAUUGACAUGCAGACAAUGUUUGUUCUCAUGAAGCUAAAGACGCCAAUUCAGUCUAAACCUGGAGCUCCCCUCCUGGUUGUCGCUCCAAACACGGCCACAGUGGACUUCGAGAACGUCUCUUUCGGCUAUGUCGAGGGGAAGCCCAUCUUGAACAAUCUCAACCUCUCCAUCCCAGCUGGCAAAAAGGUGGCACUAGUUGGUGGCAGCGGCACAGGCAAGUCAACUAUCAUCCGACUGUUGUACCGGUUCUUCGACCCAUCUGACGGACGGAUCCUGAUCAAUGGCCAGGACAUCAAGACAGUAGACCUCGACAGCCUAAGGAAAGCAAUAGCUGUCGUGCCUCAAGACGCAGUGCUGUUCUACAACACCAUUGAGUACAACUUGCAUUACGGUGACUUUUCGCGCUCCCUCGAAGAUGUGCGGCAGGCCGCCGACAUGGCCGAGCUGCAUGACUCCAUCAUGGCCUGGCCCUUGCAGUAUGCCACCCAGGUGGGGGAGCGGGGGCUCAAACUCUCCGGCGGAGAGAAGCAGCGUGUUGCCAUUGCACGGGCCAUCCUCAAGAACAGCCCCAUCCUGGUGUUCGACGAGGCCACCUCCUCUCUUGACUCUAUCACUGAGCACAAAAUCAUGAUGGCACUCCAGCGGGCAUCACAAGGCCGCACAUCCAUCUGCAUCGCCCACCGCCUUUCCACCGUGGUGGAUGCGGACGAGAUAUUUGUGCUGAGCGACGGCAAAGUGUGCGAGCGAGGAAACCACCGCAGCCUUCUGGCAAACCCAUCCAGUUUCUACGCCAUGCUCUGGAACCAGCAGCACCAACCCCACCGGGAGAACGUGUGAUGGAACAAUUGCAAAGUUAGUUGCAGAAACAUAUGGUGGGGCAUCAGACUUGUGGUGUUAGCAAAUUAUUGCUAGCAGAACCGUUCCUCAAUGUGGCCGACAAAAAAAAAAAAAACUGUUGCAAAAGGGAUUGAAUAGUAGGCCAUUGCCAGAUGUUGUCUGGUUGAUGUGAACUAUAUAAGAUCAUGAACAAAAGGCAUUCAGAGCAAGUUUCUGAAGAUCUUUAACAUCAUGUACCAUAUGUUGAGCUUGUUAGUUUAGCCAAUGUGUUAAAUGCUGCUGACGCUGAAUUCUAAUGUUGGUGUUGCUCAUUUCCAAAUCUUGCACCAGUAAUACAACCCUGUAUAAAUUGUCCUUUCACCCAAACCACUUGCUCAUUUGCAUUAUUAUGCCAAAUGGAAAAAAAGAAACAUCGUUGCAAGUGUAUGCAAAUCCAAGCAACUCAUGUGUCAAUGGCAGUGAAGCUGUGUAAGGGAGUUCUCAAAUGAUUCGGAAGUCCUAGGGGUCUGUUUUACCACUGCCCAUGAUCUAUCCAAAACUAUGCAAACACUUCGCUAUGUCUGGUGUAGUUUCAUCACAAUACCCGAGCUUAGUACUACUGUAGUCUCUGCUAUAGCGGACACUUGUUCUCUUAUUCUGCACAUUUUCACCCUAUGCUGGGUAAUAUGGUCACUUCAGGAGUCUGACAUAGGCUUUUCUCCGAUGAUCAUUCAGUACCAGCCACGCAGCCAGCCACCAACAUCACACUGAAAACGUGGAACUCCCCUGAACAGCUUCACUGAACAGAUAUAUUUUUUUCAGCAAAAGUAAGAUUGGCACCAUCUGUCGCCAGAAGAACAAAACUGCUCCACAUUAUAGCUUCACAAGAGCCGAUGCAUUGCCCUCUUAAAACAGACAGCAGUGCUAUUCCUUCCACUGAAAAGCUCUCCAUGUGGUAGCUUUUAUUUUUUUUCAGCUCGGCAUUACCGCUCAUGGCAUGCAUUUUUUAAUUAUUCUGGAUGAAAGGGGGGAGGGGGGGGGGGACAAAUACUGUGUCUAAGCAUAUCAAUAAAUAGAACCCUUAAUUGGAAUGACCCCGCCAGGCGAGGUAUGAGUGCAAAUGAACAAGUGUUUCAUCUAGCGGAGGCAUUUAUAUUCAGUUCACUUCCUGACUCCAGAUGUUGUGAGAAGGCACGAGUGUUGAAAACACACCAUUGGGCAAUUAAAUGUAGAAUUUCACAGUGAUAGAAGAACUGCAACAGGUAAGAAAUUGAGUUAAGAGCUCUUUGAAGCUGUAAGCGCACUAAACUAACAGACUCAUUUCUGCCUGUUUUAGAUCACGUUAGCUAGCCACUAUGCGAGGCCUGGAAAUGAACUGGUCUCGGUACUCCAAGGUUUUGUUUGCUUUUGUGCUUUUGUAAGAAGCACACGACACCAACUCCAGGUUUCGUGAUGUAGUGCCACUGCUGUAACGGAAGAAAGAGCACACAUGGUUGUUGUAUCCAAGUGGAAUUACUGCAUCAUCAGACUAAGGUACUUCGGCGCAGUACGAGUAUUACUUACCUAAUCACAGGCUUGUUUGAAAGUAAGAGGGCUUCUUCCAUUGGCUCUGGUAAAGAGUGUGUCCCGAGAGGAAUUGCGCCAAAUGGACUCCUUUCGGACCUUCUAGAGUUCCUUUUACAAAUAUUUUUUUCCGAUCUUAUGGAAUCUGGAGGCAACAGCCAAAAUUUGUCCAAAGAUAUAUCAAUUCUGAUCAUAUCGCACUAACGAUGGAUACCGUAGGGCUUUCUUGAAGAAGCAUACAUAUGUAUAUUCAUAAUUAUGGCCAUUUAGAAUAGACUUUGUGCCUUCUGUAGAAUACGCAGCUUAGAAAGACAAGUAGGGAAGCUUUCCUUUCUUAACUGACAUAGAAGGACUAAGUAAUUGUCUCCUUUGUUUUAAUAGACAUGCAGGCAUUCCAUAUAUAUUUUGCCAAAGCUACAUAAAUCUGCACACGAGUCUCUGCAUGUGCAUGUGUGCUGCUUGUAAAAUGCUUACUGACACAUUUGUUUGGCUAAUCCUAGUUUUAUAAUUGGGUUAUAGCAAAGUUGUAUGCUGUAAGGUGCAAGACAUGGAAUUUCAUUGCACUAUUUACGUGAAACGAACAUGUCAUUCAUGUCAUUAAAGAAGUAAUGUUUCCACCUCUUGACAUUAAAAUCUGGACAUGUAGGUGUAUGAGCAGUGAACUGCCAUAAUCUGCAUUUUGUGGAUAAUGAGCAAAGUAUGUGUUUUUCCCGCUAUAUUUGUAUGUAAAUUUGAAGAGGCACAAAGGUUUUGGCUGCAGCAAUGAUUUACCUUGUUAUUUACUAAGACAGCGCAUUGUUGAUAAGAACCAUCAGUAUUCACGUGACUGCAAUAACUUGCACUGUUUUAACUGCAGCAGGCACAGCUAUUUUGGAAAAGGUGGCAUUUUUUCACUUUGGGAAACAAUGCUGCAAUCAAGAAAAACAUCCAUUUACAUUUUAUUUUGUGUGCUGGUUUUACUGCUGCAAUAAUCUGUUUACCGUAGCACUGCUCCCAUCCACCCUGAAGAGAAAUCUCUCUCUCUCUCUCUUUUUUAUCAUUAUGCAGUCAAUGAGCCCACAGCACAAAUUUUUAUUGAGAGUUUUAAAUUGAAUGAGUGGAAAGACUAUAGUGUUCCAUUGGACAUCUAGUACGAUAUUUCUCACUGUGAGCAACAGUUUAUGGCCAUCCUUGUUCAUUUCUUGUUAUUGUAAAUGGAAUAUGCUUUUCAUAUAUACAGGCUGUUUCAGCGAACACAUUCAAAAUUGGUAAAAGGUUGCCUGUGGCAGAUAGCUCAAUUCUAGUUUAUGAGGCGGUCUACUCGGAGAGGCGGACACUACUUGUAUGAAAAUUGUAAUGCGAAAUUGACUAAUUACCAAGAAUUCACUAAUUAAAUGUUUAGCCAAUUAUCUUAUGACCCAUAUUGCAAUUUACAAAUUCUAGUAGUGGACUUUGCAAGACAGGUCUAAUUGGAACGAGGUCUCAGGACUACACCAGUUUCGAGAUAUAAAUUCCCGAACUUUGCAAAGAAAUGCAUUGGCGUUCCAGUUACUUGUGUGCUUCAGUGCAUGAAACGACGUUUUGUUAACUAGGUAACUGGAAAGCCGGCACAUUUCUCCGCAAAGUUCGGGAAUUUUUAUCUGGAAACUGGUGUCAUCUUGAAAAUUUGUUCUAAGAGGAUCCACCUUGCGAACUCCACGGCUAUAAUUUGUAAUUUGCAAUAUGGGCCGUAAUGUGAUUAGUUAAAACUUAAAUAGUAAAUUUUUAUUAAUUAGCCAAUUUUGCAUCUCAAUUUACUGUGCAAGUAUUGUCUUCCGCUUCGAGUAGACCAGCGCAUGAAGUACAAUUGUGAUAUCGGCCACAUGCAACUUUUAAAGAUUUUCGAAAGUGUUCGCUGAAGCACCCUGUAUAAGGCAUGAGUAUGCUAGAAAGCGUAUACCUGUACAUGUAAAAAUGUAAAACAAAAUGUAUAUACACCCGGAACUGAAUCUUUCUUCCUUUCUUUCUUGUUUUUUUUUUUUUGAGCAUGCAAGAUGCCAAGGACAUCACUGCUAUGCUAUCAUGACAAGCUAUAAAUGGCAAGUUGGUGCUCCUCUUGAGCACUAGAUUUUAUGCGAAGACGAGUAAUGACUAAAUACUAGCACCACUAGCUGCUUCAAUAGCUUCACAAUGCCUGUCAGUUCUGUUUACCUGUUGUAAAUUGUGUGGAUGCUUCUGUUUCAAAGAUUACAUAAAUAAAUGCAUCUUCUGUGUGUUGCGAGUGUCAA